Symphalangus syndactylus (siamang) is the source of this 2609-nucleotide messenger RNA. It is a transcript of the gene ACTR5, whose product is annotated as actin related protein 5. Lineage: Eukaryota; Metazoa; Chordata; Mammalia; Primates; Hylobatidae. The record is from RefSeq and is a predicted model, not a curated record.
GCGCGCCCGGCGAUGGGGCGUGACCAGGAAAAGAGGCGGGGCUCCACCGAGCGCGGUGCGGAAGCUGGCGGCCAGAAAGCGGCGGGGCCUGGCGGCGAUACGCUUUGAGGCGGGGCUUCCAAGCCGGGCGUCCCGGUUAGAGCGAAGGGGCGUGGUCACUCAAAGGCUACUGGGGGAGAGGCUAAGAAACGUAGAAUUUCGCAGCCAGAAUGGGUACGUCUCAGCGAUCCUGAAAGCAGCCUUGACAACCAGAGGCGAGUCAAGUGGAAAGGCUGGUCGGGCUUCGAGAAGGGAGGGGGCAAGCAGGUACUUAAGGGCCUGAAUCGCGCAGCGUGACGUCGGGGGCGCGGUUUCGCGGCGUCUGGGCGGACGCUGCGCCGAGGGGCGGGGCUGGGCGCGCGCUCCAAGAUGGCGGCGAACGUGUUCCCGUUUCGCGACGCCCGUGCCGCACCGGACCCGGUGCUGGAGGCCGGCCCGGUGGCACACGGGCCACUGCCGGUACCGCUGGUGCUGGACAACGGGUCGUUCCAAGUCCGCGCUGGCUGGGCGUGUCCCGGGCAGGACCCAGGUCCCGAGCCGCGCCUGCAGUUCCGCGCGGUGUGCGCCCGCGGUCGUGGCGGGGCACGGGGCGCGUCGGGCCCGCAGGUGGGGAACGCCCUGGGCAGCCUGGAGCCACUGCGCUGGAUGCUGCGCUCGCCCUUCGACCGCAACGUGCCGGUCAACCUGGAGCUUCAGGAGUUGCUGCUGGACUACAGCUUCCAGCACCUGGGUGUCUCCUCACAGGGCUGUGUUGAUCAUCCCAUAGUUUUGACAGAAGCUGUGUGCAACCCACUGUAUUCACGGCAAAUGAUGUCUGAGCUUCUUUUUGAGUGCUACGGGAUUCCCAAGGUUGCCUAUGGAAUAGACAGCCUCUUCAGCUUCUACCACAAUAAGCCAAAGAACUCGAUGUGCAGUGGGCUCAUCAUUUCAUCUGGAUACCAGUGUACGCAUGUUUUACCCAUCUUAGAAGGGAGAUUAGAUGCUAAAAACUGCAAGCGCAUCAAUCUUGGAGGAAGCCAAGCAGCUGGUUACCUCCAGCGUCUCCUCCAGCUGAAGUACCCUGGGCACCUGGCAGCCAUCACCCUCAGCCGCAUGGAGGAGAUUCUGCAUGAGCACAGCUACAUUGCUGAGGAUUAUGUGGAAGAAUUACACAAAUGGCGGUGUCCUGAUUAUUAUGAGAAUAAUGUCCACAAGAUGCAGCUCCCAUUUUCCAGCAAGCUCCUGGGCAGCACUCUGACCUCUGAGGAGAAACAAGAAAGGCGGCAGCAGCAAUUGCGGCGGCUGCAGGAGCUCAAUGCCCGGCGGCGGGAGGAGAAGCUGCAGCUGGAUCAGGAGCGUCUGGACCGACUGCUAUACGUGCAGGAACUUCUAGAGGAUGGCCAGAUGGAUCAGUUUCACAAAGCUCUGAUAGAGCUGAAUAUGGACUCCCCAGAAGAGCUGCAGUCCUACAUCCAGAAGCUCAGUUUAGCAGUGGAGCAGGCUAAGCAGAAAAUCCUCCAAGCGGAAGUCAACCUAGAGGUGGAUGUGGUAGACAGCAAGCCAGAGACCCCUGAUCUGGAGCAGCUGGAGCCGUCUUUGGAAGAUGUGGAAAGCAUGAAUGAUUUUGAUCCCUUGUUUUCAGAGGAAACACCUGGAGUGGAGAAGCCGGUCACCACUGUCCAGCCCGUGUUUAACUUGGCAGCAUAUCAUCAGCUGUUUGUUGGGACAGAAAGAAUUCGAGCUCCAGAGAUUAUUUUCCAGCCAUCUCUCAUAGGAGAAGAACAGGCUGGGAUUGCAGAGACUCUUCAGUACAUUCUGGACAGGUACCCAAAGGACGUUCAGGAAAUGCUGGUUCAGAACGUUUUCCUCACUGGUGGGAACACAAUGUAUCCUGGCAUGAAAGCCAGAAUGGAGAAGGAACUGUUGGAGAUGAGACCCUUCCAGUCUUCUUUUCAGGUUCAACUUGCUGCGAACCCUGUGCUGGAUGCCUGGUACGGUGCUCGUGACUGGGCCUUGAGCCACCUAGAUGAUAAUGAAGUUUGGAUCACCAAGAAAGAGUAUGAAGAAAAGGGAGGAGAGUACCUCAAGGAGCACUGUGCUUCCAACAUCUAUGUCCCCAUCCGCCUGCCGAAGCAGGCCUCCCGCUCCUCAGAUGCCCAGGCAUCCAGCAAGGGCUCCGCUGCUGGUGGAGGUGGUGCUGGUGAGCAGGCGUAGCAGAGGCCCUCCAGAGAGACUGCCCUGCACGCCAUGCCUUGGGCCACGUUGGCAGCGUGACAGGACUGUGAUUGUGCUAGAUGUACCUGCCCAAGUCUGCUGGUCACAUUUGGCAGCAAAAUGGAUUUCUCCUGGGGAGAACAAAGUUAAGGGACACUGAGACCUGCCCUUCAGAAUUCGGUUCACUUGGGGGCUUCUGUGGUGAAGAGACUAACUGGCCUUCUGAUGUCUUUGUUCAGCUGUGGCCAGCUGUGGCAUCAGCUUCAUGUAGCAGUAAAUGAAGACAGAGUGGAGGACACAAAUGUACAAAAUGCACAAGACUGAUUUCUGACCACAUUUUAGUCUUUUUUGUUUUAAAAAAAAUUCUUUAAAAUUUA